Molecule: messenger RNA, 1296 nt
Organism: Momordica charantia (bitter melon)
Lineage: Eukaryota; Viridiplantae; Streptophyta; Magnoliopsida; Cucurbitales; Cucurbitaceae
Gene: COQ3
Product: coenzyme Q 3
Biological process (GO): ubiquinone biosynthetic process
Cellular component (GO): mitochondrion
Molecular function (GO): polyprenyldihydroxybenzoate methyltransferase activity; 3-demethylubiquinol 3-O-methyltransferase activity
Source: RefSeq, a predicted model, not a curated record
UCCCCCCAAAAACAUCCCCUUCCGGUUUCUCUCAUGGCUUCCAAUUUCCGCAUCAACCUGCUCCGAGCUCUGUGCUCCACCGUCUACCAUGGCAUCGGUAAUUCUCAUUACCUAAAUGCAAAUCGAGCUCCGCAAGCUCUGUACCAUUUCAGGCACUUCUCUGAUGCACCGUCUCCGACGAUCGCUACCGCCGGCUCUUCUUCUGCACCGCCUCAGAAUGCAGCGGUGCAAAGUACGGCUCGACCUAAGGAAAUAGUCAGAAACGCUUCUGCUGCCUCGUCUGUGAAUCAGCUCGAGCUUGCUAAAUUCUCCGCCAUUGCCGACACCUGGUGGGACUCAGAAGGGCCAUUUAAGCCAUUACAUGUGAUGAAUCCUACAAGACUCUCCUUCAUCAGAUCCACUCUUUGCCGGCAUUUUAGGAGAGACCCUUAUUCAGUUAGACCUUUUGAAGGACUGAAUAUUGCUGACGUUGGUUGUGGCGGUGGAAUUCUCUCUGAGCCUUUAGCUAGAAUGGGUGCGAAUGUGACGGGAAUUGAUGCCGUGGAGAAAAAUAUCAAGAUUGCACGUCUGCAUGCUGACCUGGACCCUGUGACAUCAACAAUUGAAUAUUGUUGUACCACAGCUGAAAAGCUGGUGGAGCAGGAAAAGAAGUUCGAUGCUGUCAUAGCUUUAGAGGUAAUUGAGCAUGUGGCGGAUCCUGCUGGAUUUUGCCAGUCCUUAGCAGCAUUGACGGUGCCAAAUGGAGCUACAAUUAUUUCUACGAUCAACCGUUCUAUGAGGGCAUUUGCAACUGCCAUUGUUGCAGCAGAAUACAUUCUCCAUUGGCUCCCUAAAGGUACGCAUCAGUGGUCAAGCUUCCUUACCCCUGAAGAAUUGGUUCUGAUUCUACAACGCUCCUCUAUUUCAGUGGAAGAGAUGGCGGGAUUUGUGUACAAUCCCUUAACCGGCCAAUGGUCCGUUUCAGAUGACACCAGUGUAAAUUACAUCGCCUUCGGUACCAAGAGUAGCCAGCAAACAGAGUAACAGAGGUGUAAUCUUAAUUCUCACUAAUUUUGCCCCGAAAACUGAAUAGUUACACUCUCAACACCCCCUAAAACUUGUUUUUCUUUGUGGGAUAUAAGGCUUUCCAAUCUCAUAUACUUGGAGCAAAUUUGCUUUGAGCUUUAUGAUCUUGGCCGACUCCACUUUCAUCUUACUUUCUUCAAUAAUUCUUUAUUUUGCCCUCGAAAGGUAAGAAAACAUGGUUCUGAAUUUCAUAUCACUCUUAAUUAUUACCAUGAAUUAUUUGGUUUGGCA